GAAAAAUCUCACUCUCCCUCUAUAACCAAAAUUUUUCGAUUUACAGAUUAAAAAAAAAAACUCAAAUUAUCUGUUUAACCAAUAAAUAGGUUAACCAAAGAGGCAAGAGAAACAAAUGGCGGAGAAAGCGAAGAAGAAGAAAAAUGGAGGAGGAGGAAAUCAGAGAAUAGCGUUUUACAAGCUUUUCACGUUUGCAGAUCGGUACGACAUCGUUUUAAUGGUCAUCGGGACCCUCUCCGCCAUGGCCAACGGCUUAACUCAGCCGUUUAUGUCAAUACUCAUGGGGCAGCUCAUUAACGUUUUUGGUUUCUCUGAUCAUGAUCACGUGUUUAAAGAAGUCUCCAAGGUUGCUGUGAAGUUUCUUUAUCUUGCAGCCUACGCCGGUGUUGUGUCCUUCCUGCAGGUCUCAUGCUGGAUGGUAACUGGGGAGCGUCAAUCCACUAGAAUCCGCCGUCUAUACCUAAAAACAAUUUUAAGACAAGACAUUGGAUUUUUCGAUACUGAGACAAAUACCGGUGAAGUCAUCGGAAGAAUGUCAGGAGACACCAUUCUUAUUCAAGAUUCCAUGGGAGAAAAGGUUGGGAAAUUCACACAGCUCGUUUCGUCAUUCGUUGGUGGAUUCACGGUUGCUUUUAUAGUUGGAAUGAAACUCACAUUGGCUCUUCUUCCGUGCGUUCCUCUGAUCGUGGGCACAGGUGGAGCAAUGACCUAUAUCAUGUCAAAAAAGGCUCAACGUGUUCAACUGGCUUACACAGAAGCUGGAAACGUAGUACAACAAGCCGUUGGGUCAAUUAGAACAGUUGUGGCUUUCACUGGGGAGAAACAAUCAAUGGGAAAAUAUGAGAAGAAGCUUGAGAUAGCCUACAAAUCUAUGGUUAAACAAGGGCUAUACUCCGGUCUAGGCAUUGGGAUAAUGAUGGUUGUGGUAUAUUGUACUUAUGGUUUUGCGAUUUGGUACGGUGCUAGGCAGAUAAUAGAGAAAGGAUAUACUGGAGGUCAAGUCAUGAACGUGAUUACGUCAAUCUUGACUGGAGGAAUGGCGUUGGGGCAGACAUUGCCUUCUCUUAACUCUUUUGCGGCCGGAACAGCUGCAGCUUACAAAAUGUUUGAGACUAUCAAAAGAAAACCAAAGAUCGAUGCUUAUGACAUGAGUGGUGAGGUUUUAGAAGAAAUUAAAGGUGACAUUGAGCUAAGAGACGUGUACUUUCGAUAUCCGGCUAGACCUGACGUGCAGAUAUUUGUUGGAUUUUCGUUGACUGUACCGAAUGGCAUGACCGUGGCUUUGGUGGGACAGAGCGGUAGCGGAAAAUCAACUGUGAUCAGUUUAAUUGAGAGGUUCUACGAUCCGGAAUCAGGAGAAGUUUUAAUAGAUGGAAUUGACUUAAAGAAAUUUCAAGUGAAAUGGAUCAGAAGUAAGAUUGGUCUCGUAAGCCAAGAACCUAUACUAUUUGCUACCACAAUUAGGGAGAACAUUGUUUACGGCAAAAAAGAUGCGUCCGACCAAGAAAUUAGAACCGCACUUAAGCUCGCCAACGCUAGUAACUUCAUCGACAAACUUCCGCAGGGUUUGGAAACGAUGGUAGGAGAGCAUGGGACGCAAUUAUCCGGUGGGCAAAAGCAGAGGAUUGCGAUUGCGAGGGCGAUUUUGAAAAACCCAAAAAUAUUGCUUCUUGAUGAAGCUACAAGCGCUUUGGACGCAGAAUCUGAACGCAUUGUUCAAGAUGCUCUUGUAAAGCUAAUGUUGAGCAGGACCACUGUAGUGGUGGCUCACCGACUUACCACCAUUAGAACCGCUGAUAUGAUCGCUGUUGUGCAGCAGGGAAAAGUCAUUGAGAAAGGAACUCAUGAUGAGAUGAUUAAAGAUCCCGAAGGAACAUAUUCACAGCUAGUUCGUCUACAAGAAGGAUCUAAGAAAGAAGAAGCAAUAGACAAGGAACCAGAAAAGUGUGAAAUGAGUUUGGAAAUCGAAAGUUCGGAUAGCCAAAAUGGAAUCCAUUCCGGCACUCUCACAUCACCAUCUGGUUUACCGGGAGUGAUUAGCUUGGACCAGACGGAAGAGUUCCACGAGAAUAUAUCUUCCACCAAAACUCAAACGGUUAAGAAAGGCAAGGAAGUAUCAUUAAGAAGGCUUGCUCACCUUAACAAACCGGAGAUUUCGGUUUUGUUGCUCGGUUCAUUGGCUGCAGUGAUUCACGGUAUUGUGUUCCCUGUUCAAGGUUUGCUUUUGUCUCGCACAAUCAGGAUAUUCUUUGAGCCUUCAAAUAAACUAAAGAAUGAUUCUCUUUUCUGGGCUCUCAUUUUUGUCGCCCUUGGCUUAACCGACCUGAUUGUGAUUCCGUUACAAAACUACUUAUUCGCUAUCGCUGGAGCAAAACUAAUCAAACGUAUCAGAUCGUUGUCGUUUGAUAGAGUCUUGCACCAAGAUAUAAGUUGGUUCGACGAUACUAAAAAUUCUAGCGGUGUGAUUGGAGCGAGGUUGUCCACGGAUGCUUCUACAGUGAAGAGUAUAGUAGGAGAUGUGUUAGGGUUGAUCAUGCAAAAUAUGGCGACUAUAAUUGGAGCAUUUAUUAUAGCGUUUACGGCUAAUUGGUUAUUAGCUUUAAUGGCCCUUUUGGUGGCACCAGUAAUGUUUUUUCAAGGAUACUACCAGAUCAAGUUUAUAACGGGUUUUGGAGCAAAAGCAAGAGGAAAAUAUGAAGAGGCUAGCCAGGUUGCGAGUGACGCGGUGAGCAGCAUAAGAACAGUUGCAUCGUUCUGCGCAGAGGAUAAAGUGAUGGAUUUAUACCAAGAGAAAUGUGACGAACCAAAGCAACAAGGCUUCAAAUUAGGACUGGUGAGUGGUUUGUGCUAUGGUGGCUCAUACUUGGCUCUCUAUGUCAUCGAGUCCGUAUGCUUUCUCGGCGGUUCCUGGUUGAUUCAGAACAGGAGGGCAACGUUCGGAGAAUUCUUUCAGGUUUUCUUCGCGUUAACUUUGACAGCCGUAGGAGUGACUCAAACUAGUACUAUGGCACCUGACAUAAACAAAGCAAAAGACUCUGCUGCUUCGAUAUUCGAUAUCCUCGAUAGUAAACCGAAAAUCGAUUCGAGUUCCGAGAAAGGGACAAUAUUACCAAUCGUCCACGGCGAUAUCGAGUUGCAACAUGUUAGUUUCCGGUAUCCUAUGCGACCGGAUAUACAGAUUUUUAGUGACUUGUGCUUAACUAUCUCAUCUGGACAGACCGUUGCAUUGGUUGGAGAAAGCGGGAGCGGUAAAUCGACGGUGAUAAGCUUACUAGAGAGAUUCUACGAUCCGGAUUCAGGCAAGAUUCUUUUAGAUCAAGUUGAAAUUCAAUCGUUAAAAUUGAGUUGGUUAAGGGAACAAAUGGGUUUGGUUAGUCAAGAACCGGUUCUGUUCAAUGAGACAAUAGGAUCAAACAUAGCAUAUGGUAAAAUCGGAGGAGCCACAGAGGAAGAGAUUAUAACCGCGGCAAAAGCGGCUAAUGUGCAUAACUUCAUCAGCUCAUUGCCUCAAGGCUACGAAACGUCCGUUGGUGAACGUGGAGUACAAUUAUCCGGUGGUCAAAAACAGAGGAUCGCGAUCGCUCGGGCUAUUCUCAAGGAUCCUAAAAUUUUGUUGCUUGAUGAAGCGACAAGCGCGUUGGAUGCAGAGUCUGAGCGGGUGGUGCAAGAUGCGCUUGAUCAGGUGAUGGUGAACAGGACCACGGUUGUGGUGGCUCACCUGCUCACUACCAUUAAGGACGCUGAUAUGAUCGCGGUUGUGAAGAACGGUGUGAUCGCGGAGAGUGGGAGACAUGAAACGUUAAUGGAGAUUUCAGGUGGUGCUUAUGCAUCGCUUGUAGCUUUUAAUAUGAGUGCAAACUGAGUUAAACUGUUUUUGUUGUCAAUGAUUUACAAUAUGCUAUUACUUAACUUUGUAAUCAUAGAGACUAAAAUUCUAGUGCUAUAAAAAAAAGUUCAAAACGUU
Messenger RNA from Arabidopsis thaliana (thale cress), 3964 nucleotides. It is a transcript of the gene ABCB7, whose product is annotated as P-glycoprotein 7. Lineage: Eukaryota; Viridiplantae; Streptophyta; Magnoliopsida; Brassicales; Brassicaceae. The record is from RefSeq and is marked reviewed. The transcript has 12 exons. Gene Ontology annotation, biological process: transmembrane transport; auxin export across the plasma membrane. Gene Ontology annotation, cellular component: membrane. The coding region runs from base 116 to 3862 and encodes 1248 amino acids. Gene Ontology annotation, molecular function: ABC-type transporter activity; ATP binding; ATP hydrolysis activity.